Propithecus coquereli (Coquerel's sifaka) is the source of this 3129-nucleotide messenger RNA. It is a transcript of the gene CATSPERB, whose product is annotated as catsper channel auxiliary subunit beta. NCBI's taxonomy places the organism in Eukaryota, Metazoa, Chordata, Mammalia, Primates, Indriidae. The record is from RefSeq and is a predicted model, not a curated record. Gene Ontology annotation, cellular component: cilium; CatSper complex. The transcript has 24 exons. The coding region runs from base 1 to 3129 and encodes 1042 amino acids.
AUGGAAUCAUCACUUAUAUAUGUUAUAAUUUUACUUUUGAAGGUAUUUGAAUUUUCAUCAGGAAUAGUAUUUAAUAAAGUGUUACAUUUUUUUCUCUCUUUCCUAAAGAAAAUCCAGUGUUUUUUCCAGACUGAAAAUGAGAUUUCUUCAAAGGGAAUGCUGAGUGUGUUCACAUCAGGAGGACUUGCUCCCAGCUUGGGAAUCAUGAAUAGUACAUAUAAUGGCAUCUUCCACUUUAAUUUAUCAUUGUUUAGCGACCGGGUUUUCUGGUUGAUUGAUAUUCCUAGAGAAAACAUCACACAAAACACAGAUAUUGCAGCUGUAGAAGAAUGGCUAGUAAGGAUCACUUUACAUCAUGGAUUAAAUAUUUAUGCUACUGAAGGAACCCUAUUGGAUAGUAUUCGAGAACCUAUUCUUCAGUGGACUCUUGGGAUUAUGAUUCCAAAAAGUGAGGUCAGCAAAUUAUAUCCACAUGUGAUAGAUCUCAAAGUGACAAAAUGCCCCUGUGCCAACGAUGUAGCACUACUAGGCUUCAUUUUGAAUACCACACUUGAUGGUGUUUACAUAGGCCUAACCUUUUCUGGAUUUUGGAAUUAUCAUGAUACUACAUGGUAUAACUUGACAGAUACUGUCUAUUCUCACCUUCAAGAAGAACACGCAGACCUUUCAGUGGUGGAUAUGGUUUUAACAAAUCAUUUUUUAGUUAUCCUCACAACUUUGGGUCUUUUUGUAAGUGAAGAUCUUCGUUAUCCAUCACGCCAACUCUUAAUGUUUUCAAGGGCAGACUUUUGUGGUUUUGAAAGGGUUGACUAUGUCAAGGGAAAAUUAUGGUAUAAUGAAAGAUGUUUUGCUAACAGAGAACACUUUGAAGUUGAUUAUGUUACUAUCACUUUUGAGAGAAACAGGACCCUAAGUGAGCUCCGGAGAAUUGCCACUGCCUCUGUGAGCAUCCUAAAGAAUAACCAACCAAAUUUACAACCAAAAUUUCCACCUUUCCAAUUUCCUUCAUCGUUCUCUUCUCCUGUUGGAAUGGUAUUUCAUCCCCGCAGCCACUUUCUAUAUGCUUAUGGCAAUCAGGUAUGGCUUUCAAUUGAUGGCGGCAACACCUUUGAAUUAUUAGCUGACUUUCAUGAUGAUAUCAUAAAGAAGACUUUUCAUAGUUUUUAUUCUUCAGAUAUUACUUUUGUUUCCCGAAGUGGAAAGGUUUACUUGACAAAGGCAGGAUUAGGAAGAUACAGUGAAAUUGGAGAUAUUACUGAUAGAGUUUUCACAUUAUACUAUGAUCACUUGGGAUUCAUACAUAAACUGACUCCAAAUCACUUUGAAGCCGGUGGACCACCUGCAGCCUUUGGAAAUUCUAGAAGUAUUUUUGGUCAGGCUCCUGAUAUGGGCUUCGGAACUGCACUUGCUCCACAGUUUAUCUCCCUAAAAGAAAUGAUCUUUUUUGCAUAUGUACCUGAAAACGAACCUCAGGAAACCUUAUACACCAAGAAAUUCAACAAUAUACACUAUGGAAAAGUGAUCAACUCCGGGAAAACUGGGAAAGCUUACAUAAGAAAGAUACUGCAACAUGACACUCCUAAAGGAUUUUUGUCCUCAGCUAUUGCAGAAAUGAUAGAGCCUUUUGGAAUAGAAGAAGCGAAUGAGAGCUCUUGUUUGUCUAGUUCUCUUUCCAUUAGUUAUACUGGAAAUUCCUUCUAUAAACUUACGCUUGAUUUACAAAUUGCUAAUGCCUUAUUUGAAGAUACAGAUAUAGAGAAAACUGUGGUGAUUCCUGGUCACAGCAGCUUCCUGAUCACAAGCAUUUUAGAUGAUAAGAAUGCAUUAGCUAUUGCUACAAUGCCUAACAGAGCAUCCAGCAAUGUGACCUUUCCAAAGGACUCCUGGUUUUUAUACAACUUUGGGCAAAGGAAUGGACAAACAUGGACUAUAUAUUCAAAACCGUGUAAUUAUUGGUUUCAACAUAAUGAGUCACUAUCCAUCAACAUGGUGAAAUACAUUGAUCUGGGAAACUCUCAGGUUUUAAAAGUUAAAAUCAUACCUAAUGCAAAAGGUCUUCAAAUACUUGAAGUACCACUACUGAAAGUGUUAGUUGGAAACCCAGCUUUAUUGGAAGUUAGGGCUCAAGGCACUUUUGAUGACACUGAUAGUUAUCUAAUGAAAAUUUCUGUAGCUAGCAAAGCUUUACGUCAAGGUUCAACUUCACUGGCAUUUAUUGUCUGGGGAGCAUCUGCUGAGUGCUUUGUUACAACAAUCGUGCCAACGUUGAAAAGCAGCUGUAGUUAUCUCAGAUCUAUGCAUCACAUUCCUAGCAGACUUAUCCCACUUGAAGACUGGAUUAGUGGAGUUCACAGAGACAGUCAGGGUUUUAACCUAAUCAAAACCUUGCCGAUAAACUACAGGCCUCCAUCUAAUAUGGGAAUUGCUAUUCCACUCACAGAUAAUUUUUACCAUGCAGAUCCUAGCAAACCCAUACCAAGAAAUCUAUUUCACAAAUCAAAGAAAGCUGGUAAAUUCAAACAGUGUGCUAAUGUUUCUACUCGGGAGGAGUGUAAUUGCACAAAUGAUCAGAAGUUUUCACAUGCUGUUGCUUUCUCAGAUUGCAGAGAAAAAGUUCCUCGUUUUAAGUUUCCAGUUACACAAUAUCCGAUUUCUUUGGAAAUUUCUAAUGAGAAUGGACGUGUCCCAGUGAAAUCUCCAUACCUGGUUACUGUGACUGAAGUGAAUAUGAGGAAAAACUGGAAUCUAAAACAUACUGUACCAGAAAAUGUUCACAAAAUGAGAGAUUAUUUAGAACCAAUUCUUCGUGCUUCAGUGUAUAAUCCUUUAGGUCUCAAUUUAAGUAUAAAGGGCUCUGAGCUUUUUCACUUUCGAGUGACUGUCGUUCCAGGGGUCACUUUUUGCAACUUAGUUGAAGAAUUUCAGAUUUAUGUUGAUGAAGUACCACUGCCAUUUCCAGGACACACUCUUAUUGCUGUUGCAACAGCGGUAGUGCUAGGCGGAUUAAUUUUUACAGCAUUUAUGUUUCAAAUGCGUGGCAUCUACCCAUGGAAGACAUUCCAAAAAUGGCUUAGAGGAAACCAAGCGAACUUAUCAAAUAUUUCUAUCAGUGAAAUGAUUCAUAGAUGA